CAGGCAGAUCGCAGCUGGCACAACCAUUCAGAAAAAGGAAAAUAAAAGCAACGCACGAGCCCGCCGGCCGGGCACCGUGGGGCUGGGCUGGAGCUGAGGUAGCCAAGGGGCUAGUUUCUCUUUCUCUCUUACCUUUCUAAUGACGGUGCUGGAAGGUGACGGUUCCGAGAUUUGAGAAGCUUCCAAAGGUGAGACAUCUAGAAUGGAGAUGUCAGAGAUCUCUUUGGGUCUAGAAGGGCCUGACAAAGUAACGGAAUAAUUCUAAUUUUAGAGAAGGCAAGUGCUUUAGUCCUCAUGCUGGGAUGGCAGAAGAUAAACCUGAUGCUAAGAGCCCCAAGACUUCGGCAAGGCCUCAAGGUGGUGCUGAAGCUGGGGAACCCACCACCCUCCUCCAAAGGCUCCGAGGUACCAUUUCCAAGGCCGUGCAGAACAAAGUAGAGGGAAUUCUGCAAGAAGUACAGAAGUUCUCCGACAAUGACAAGCUGUAUCUCUACCUUCAGCUCCCUUCAGGGCCCAGCAUUGGAGAGAAAAGCUCAGAGCCAAGUAUACUCAGCAAUGAGGAGUAUAUGUAUGCCUAUAGGUGGAUCCGCAACCACCUGGAAGAGCACAUGGACACUUGUCUGCCAAAGCAGAGUGUCUAUGAUGCCUAUCGAAAGUACUGUGAGAGUCUUGCCUGUUGCCGCCCACUCAGCACAGCCAACUUUGGUAAAAUCAUCAGAGAGAUCUUCCCUGACAUCAAGGCCCGAAGACUCGGUGGUCGGGGCCAAUCCAAAUACUGUUACAGUGGCAUCCGAAGGAAGACCUUGGUAUCUAUGCCACCACUGCCUGGACUUGACCUAAAGGGUUCUGAGAGUCCAGAAAUGGGCCCAGAAGUAACCCCAGCACCUCGGGAUGAACUGGUAGAGGCAGCCUGUGCCCUGACUUGUGACUGGGCAGAACGGAUCCUGAAACGGUCCUUCAGUUCCAUCGUCCAGGUGGCCCGCUACCUAUUGCAGCAGCAUCUCAUCUCUGCCCGAUCCGCACAUGCUCAUGUGCUUAAGGCUGGGGGCCUUGCUGAAGAAGAUGAAAGAGUCCCUCGAGAACGGUCAUCAUGUAAAUCCAAGAAUGGUGUUGAGAACCCGGAAGGUGGCGGUCCUAAGAAGCCUGAAAGACCUGCCCAGCCUCCUAAGGAGCUAGAACCCCGGGCUGGAACUGACCCUGCAGGACAUGGAGAACGGAAGAAGAGUGUAAUUGACAGCUCAGCUCCAGCAGCCAGUAAGCCACAAGUUAAUGCCCUUGUGGCCCGACUGCCUGUGCUCCUUCCCCGAGCUCCACCAUCACUUAUUCCACCUAUUCUGGCCCCUAAGCUUUCUUCAGGCACUCUGAAAGUAGCUACAUUGCCUCUGCCCACUAGGGUUGGGGGACCCCAGACAGCUGUGCCCAUCAUUAACAUGAUCUUACCACCUGUUCCUACUUUACCAGGGGCUGGGGCUGGACUUGGGCUUGGGCCAGGGCCUGGGCUUGGGCCUGGGCCUGUGCCCGGGGCUGGGCCUGUGCCUGUGCCUGUGCCUGUGCCUGUGCCUGUGCCUGGAACUGGGCGAAUUCCACCUAGGGCACUCAUUCUGCCUAGAGGCACAGAGAGCAGGGAGAUGGGCAUAAGUGGUGACCCACGACCCCAUGACAAGGGUAUCAAAAGGACAGCUGAAGUGCCUUUGAGUGAGGCCAGUGGGCAGGACCCACCAGUUAAAGAAGUGAAGCACUAUACAGAGGAUACUGUAAGUGAAGCCAAAAGGAAGCGGGGCCGUCCUCGAAAAAAGCCAGGUGGGAGCGGGGAGAGACACCCUACUCCGGAGAAGUCUGAAGCUGCAGCUGCUGUGAAUUCUCCCCAGUCUCCAAGGUUACUCUGGGAGACAUGGGGCUCAAAAGGGGAAGACAACUUACUUAGGAGACCAGAAAGACUAGGGCCAAUGGGUGAAGCUGAGCAGGAAACAGUGCCCACUCAAGGUCAGAAAGAUUGUGCUGUUUCCAAAGAAGAAAGGAGCCUGAGUUCCCAGCAAGCCAAAGAAGCAGAAGAUAAAAUUCCUCUCAUCACCUCAAAAGUGAGUGUUAUCAAGGGCAGAAUUCAAAGGGAGGCUCUUCCAUUGGUAAAGGGAGAGACUGACACUGCAACACAGGGUAACAAAGGGUUAAAGGGGCGUGUACUUCAAAGUUCCCUAACCUAUGAGCAUAAAGAUCCCAAAGCAACACCCCCGUGAUAGCCAGGCCUGUGGGAAGAAUGGCUAUGUUCUUGUGAGCUCCACCUGCCCGCCUGGUAGAGGCCCUUCACUGCACCUGCUUCUCAUUCAGCUAGCCUUUCCCUAAAGGAACCCAUUGGCCUGGCUUACAUAGUGCCUGGUGGCUGCUUCAAACCUUUCCAGCUAAAUGCCUUGGCUUUAAUACAACUAGUAAAUGUGUAAUGACCUCCCACCUAGAUCCCUGUACUCUCCUGGGAGAAACAGAGGUAGGGUAAAUGUGAAUACAGGUUAGGGAUAUUCUGGCUUCUAAUACAUUUAGAACACACACUUAAGAUAAAAGCUAUUUAUUGGCUUCUGAAAUUGAGAAGUCAAGAGGUGGUGCUCGCUCCAGGUGAGACUUGAUCUGAUUGUUCAGUAUGUUUUUCAUACCUAAUGUAAAAAUCAUCCUUAGUUUGGACCACUUCACAGCUGCCAACACUCCUAGAACUGUAUUUGACCAUUACAUCUAAGCAGAAAGAAAGGGUUUCAUUGUGCCAGGAAUCCUAGCGAAAGCCCAAAGAUUCACUAUGAUAAACCAGCCUGGGUCAGGUCUUUUCUUGACCAACUAGUGUGGCCAGGAAGAUGUUUAUGCUAGUGUGUUUAUUACACAUCAUGGACCAGCUUUAGAAAAAAGGGUGGAAUCAGCUUUCUCAUACAACAGACUUCCCCAGAUGGAGACUUGGAGUGAAGGAUGGAGAGCUUCGGAAAGUAUGUUUUAGCUUGGUAGGCUGAGGUGAGCUAGACUGCUGCCUUAGGUUCCCUGAGUUUUAAUUUUUGUCAGUGCAGCUGUAACUUCUUAUUUCAUUGUAGUCAGAGAAGGACAGAGAAGGAGGCCAUUCUCUUCAGAGUCUAAUUCUCACAUGACAACUUUUCUACCUGUCUUACAGACAGCUCCUUUAAUGAUCUGAAUUUUACUUUCUCAAUCCUGCCCACCAAUCUGGUGUCACUUUCUUUAUUCAUUAUGUUCAUUCUGCAUCCACCAGGUGUCAGUCUCUUGUCAUACAUGUGUCAGGUGCUACCAGGACUGGGGGGCGGGGAUAAGUGGUACCGAUUCUGCAAGUCAGGGAGCACCAGCAGGAAGGAUCCAGACACUCCAGAUAUAUCCUUGGGGACAGCAAGAAACCAACCCAUAUUAACUAAGGACCUCCUACUCUGUCCUCUCCACAGGAUAGCUUCUUGUCAGGGAGUCAUGGUUUUAUUCCCCCAAGAAAUACAGAUUUUCUUUCAGGGAGAUAUCACCCAUUUCUCCAUUUAUUUCCACAAGAGCAGAUUUUUUAAAAAUUAUAAUAUUUGAUAUCUAUAAAGAAAUAUGUACUAUAAAUUAUGAAAUAUAAUGAGUACCUAUGACCCGUCAUUUAACUUAUACAUUAAAAAUAUUAUUAGGUUUAUGCCCCCUUCCCUACCUCUGCUUAGAGGUAACCACUGUCUUAAAUUUUAUGCUCAUUAAUCACUUGUUUAUGUAUAUUGGCCAUGUGUGUAUAUAUUCUUUAAGAAUGUAUUAUUUCAUUUUGCUUGUAUUUUAGCUUUACAGAAAUGUUGUACUCUGUUAUUCCCUUGAAGUUUGCUUUUUUGCACUUACCAUUGUUUCUAAGAGUCAUCUGUGUUGUAAUAGCUAUGGUUCAUUCAUUUUCGUCUGUAUAAUACUGUAGGAAGCACAUAGAACACAACUUAACCAGUCAUUCACCUAUUGAAUAACAUUGGGCUGUUUCCAGGUUUUUGUUAUUAUACACAAUGCUGCUAUAAACAUUCUUGUAUAUGAGUGCCUUUGUUUUUAGUAAGAUUCCUGAAGAGGUUACUAAGAUGGUCCUAGACUAUCCUUUUGGUCUGUGUACUGAGUUGGGGACUGUUGCCUCUUGUCUUACUUUAUGGAAGAGUUUACAUCAUAUUGAAAUGAACUGUUCUUGAAUGUUUGAUAAAACUCACCUAUAAAGCCA
Phodopus roborovskii (desert hamster) is the source of this 4186-nucleotide messenger RNA. RefSeq names its product regulatory factor X5 (gene Rfx5). Gene Ontology annotation, molecular function: RNA polymerase II cis-regulatory region sequence-specific DNA binding; DNA-binding transcription factor activity, RNA polymerase II-specific. The transcript has 11 exons. Bases 303 to 2234 code for a protein of 643 amino acids. Lineage: Eukaryota; Metazoa; Chordata; Mammalia; Rodentia; Cricetidae. Gene Ontology annotation, biological process: regulation of transcription by RNA polymerase II. The record is from RefSeq and is a predicted model, not a curated record.